Messenger RNA from Linum trigynum, 3332 nucleotides. The record is from the annotation of a GenBank genome assembly. Lineage: Eukaryota; Viridiplantae; Streptophyta; Magnoliopsida; Malpighiales; Linaceae.
CUCAUCUCACAAUCCAGCCGGUGACUCAUUAUUACAUUACCAAUGAAAUUAAUAUUUUGCCUAUAAUAUUUCUAAUAAAAGGGGAGUGGAAUUUUUUUUUUUUAAUCACAUUUGAUAAUGAGCUGCGGAGUCGUUGUUGACUGAAUGAUGACAUAACAGCAGUGAAGAACAAACUCCUAAUUAGACUUUAGAUUAGAUUGGAUUAGGUCAGGGCGGGGUUGGUGCAGUGGUUGGUGAAAUUUUUGGUGGAGUUCCAAACAACCAAGAUGUCAUUAUCGCCCACUUACAUGGAACAAUCGGAGUAGAUUGAUCCGUUAAAAUUACUCAUCCAAAACGAUGCCAUUAUUUUGGAAGCGAGAGAGCGGUUGGUAUGGCAUUUCAUAUUUGGUAUAUUGGAAUGAAGUCUUUUGUAGUCUGCUAAUGUUGAACCAACAAAAACCAUACUAGUGGGAAUUGGUGGGAAAUUGUUAAAACACUAAUAACAUGCGUUCAUACGUAGUUAGUUGGUGUUCAGCCUAAUUACAUGGGAGUCCUUCACCAACCCAUCAGCCCCGACCCUUGUUGAUUGAUUUGAUGCUGUGCAUACGUUCGAGAUUAUCCGAAAAUUUUACUAGAGUCAGAAAGUGUCUACCUGAAAAUUGGAGUAAUAAUUUAACUGGUGUUUUAAGGAAUUUUAUCACUUGGGGUCAACCCUUAAUCACUUAGGGGACAUACAUCGUUGAGUCAAGAAUCGCCGAUUGGUUUAUAAGUCAUUUGUGAAAAGUUGUAUUCUUUUUAAUUUGGUUCAACCAUAUAUGAAAAAAUUCCCCUCCAGCCAUCAUGGUUUAAAAUUUAGAGUCAGGAACAUUUAUGCAUGGAAGAUAAUUCUCUUAGCUUGUCAUAUGUUCCAAUGUAUCAUUGAGUUAACAUUGUCUAAUUAGUGGCCACAUAUAUAAUCUACCUAAUUUGUACUUUAUACCAUAAAUUGUACCUAUUAAGGUACAUGUCAUCAAUAAUAACGUAAUUGGAGAUAACUAGUGGUACAAAAGAAAGGGCAACUGUUUUUUUUUUUUUGAAUUUAUGAUGAAUUCGUUGAAAUAUAAAUUUAAGAGAGUUCAUUAUUUACAUAAUUAAUUUUCUUUCAUGCAUUAAAAGAGUUCAUUAUUUGCAUAAAUUUAAAAGAGUUCAUUAUAUGUUAGAUUUAUAAAUCUACGUGAUCCAUAAAUUUGGAUUUAAAUUUACCCUUGACUUUCAAUAUUUGAAGCACAAAAUUAUUUAAAUUCAUUAUACUUGAUGAUAUUUAAGUGACAAAAUACCCACUUGUUCCUUCACCAACUACCAAUAAUACUGGGAUCCCACCAUAGCUAUGGUACACCCCCACCUACCCCCACCAAACUUGCCAAAUAAAUUAACACCAGAAAUACCAAAAAAGUGCUUCUGCAGAAAAUUACAGCCUUUUAAUUAUCGGAAAAAAGAGAAUUAUCGGUUUUUCUGCCGAAAAAUAGAAACAAACAGAAAAAACAAAAACCAAAGGCCAUAACCGUCAUUUCACCAUCAUCACCUCCUCCAUUUUAAGCCCCUCCAAUUUUCCCGUCUGCAUUUCCUCCUCAGUCCUCACCCCUCUGUUUCUUCUUCUCUCUCUGAAUCUCACCAAGACGAAGAGAAAAUGGAUCCAGUGACAGUAUGGGGAAACACUCCACUGAACCAGGUGGACCCAGAGAUCCACGACCUCAUCGAGAAGGAGAAGCGCCGCCAGUGCCGCGGGAUCGAGCUCAUCGCCUCCGAGAACUUCACCUCGUUCGCCGUCAUCGAGGCCCUCGGCAGCGCCCUAACCAACAAGUACUCCGAAGGGAUCCCCGGCAACCGAUACUACGGCGGAAACGAGUACAUCGACCAGAUCGAGAACCUCUGCCGAUCCCGCGCAUUGGAGGCCUUCCACUGCGAUCCGGCAAAGUGGGGUGUCAAUGUGCAGCCGUACUCCGGCUCCCCUGCCAAUUUCGCCGCAUACACCGCCGUCCUCGAGCCCCAUGACCGGAUUAUGGGUCUCGAUUUGCCCUCCGGUGGGCACCUCACUCAUGGGUAUUACACCUCCGGCGGUAAGAAGAUCUCCGCUACUUCAAUUUACUUUGAGAGCUUGCCCUACAAGGUGAAUUCCGAGACUGGGUACAUCGAUUACGAUAAGCUGGAGGAGAAGGCUCUGGAUUUCAGGCCCAAAUUGAUUAUCUGUGGUGGCAGUGCCUACCCUAGGGAUUGGGAGUAUAAGAGGUUCAGGGAGGUUGCUGAUAAGUGUGGCGCUCUUUUGCUCUGCGAUAUGGCUCACAUUAGUGGCCUUGUUGCUGCUCAGGAAGCGAAUAACCCAUUCGAGUACUGUGACAUUGUGACGACCACAACCCACAAGAGUUUGAGGGGUCCUAGAGCUGGUAUGAUCUUCUACCGCAAGGGACCUAAGCCAGCAAAGAAGGGUCAGCCAGAAGGCGCGACCUAUGAUUUCGAGGACAAAAUCAACUUCUCUGUGUUCCCUUCUCUUCAGGGAGGUCCUCACAAUCACCAGAUCGGUGCUCUUGCUGUUGCAUUGAAGCAGGCCAACACCCCUGCAUUCAAGGCCUAUGCUAAACAAGUGAAGGCCAAUGCAGUUGCUGUUGGUAACUAUUUGAUGAAGAAAGGGUACAAGAUGGUCACUGGUGGAACUGAGAACCACCUUGUCUUGUGGGAUCUCAGACCUCUUGGGUUGACUGGCAACAAGGUGGAGAAGCUCUGUGAUCUCUGCAACAUCACUGUGAACAAGAACGCCGUGUUUGGUGACAGUAGUGCUUUGGCCCCAGGAGGGGUGAGAAUUGGUGCACCGGCCAUGACUUCAAGAGGGUUGCUAGAGAAGGACUUUGAGCAGAUUGGAGAGUUCCUCCACCGUGCGGUGACCUUGACGCUGAGCAUCCAGAAGGAAUAUGGAAAGCUGUUGAAGGACUUCAACAAGGGGUUGGUGGACAACAAGGAGAUUGAGGCCUUGAAGGCUGAUGUGGAGAAAUUUGCAGGUUCCUUUGACAUGCCUGGUUUCCUCAUGUCCGAGAUGAAGUACAAGGAGUAAUUAGGGUUUGAUGAUACUGCAUCCGAUUUCUGUUACUGAAGUAGCAGCAUUUACCCGAUUUAUGAUCAUCCCCCCACCAAAGAAAGGAAAAGAAGAGGUUUUCUUCUGUCUUUUGUUGUUUUUUUCUGGCUUUGUAGUAGUUAGGUUGGCCAUUUCACAAUAUUUUGGUUGUUUGUUGAAUGCUCUGCUGUUUCAUGUAACCUUGCCCUCUUUUCCCCUUUGUUUCUAUUACUUUGAUUGUUGGUAAGAUCAAUAAAGCAAGCAGUCGAUU